Messenger RNA from Cuscuta campestris, 1554 nucleotides. Lineage: Eukaryota; Viridiplantae; Streptophyta; Magnoliopsida; Solanales; Convolvulaceae. The record is from the annotation of a GenBank genome assembly.
UGGGACAUUCUAACUUUUUUCAGUCCAAAUUCAUUUAUUCUUCCAAUAAUAUCCAAUGUCAUUUUUAUUGCUGGACCGAAAAUAUCCUCCAUAAAAUUUUCACGGGGUCUGCCCUCAGCAGAAGAGGUUCCUGAUAAAAUAAUGGCUGCGACCAAAUUGAGAAACCAGAGAGAUGGAAGAUAGAAAUCAGAGCAUGAGAGAUGGUAGCAAUAUCCUUAUACAAAGGCAACCUCCACAAAGUCCCCACCGACGUUCCCCGUCGAUGGCUCAUUCCCAGACCCAAUAUCUCCCCCAAGGACUUCCGAGUCCUCCUCCGCCGCCGCGCUAAAGCUCUCUCUCGCCUCCAAUCCCUCUCUGGAGCCAAUCCCACUGCGCCGGCUGCUGUUCCUGCCUCCUCCAACCUCAACCCUAUUGCCUCGGAUAACCCCGUUUCCAGGGUUGAUGCUCGGAUCGUCCUUCCUCAGGUGGAGCCACAGACGGACGAUACAAAGAAAGGGGAUGGCAAGGUUGAGGUUGGAUGUCACAAAGCAACGGUAGUCAAAGUUUCUGAUGGCGUGGAAUUUCCGGAGAAGUUGGUUGAGGGAUCUGAUCCGGUGCUUGAAACUAAGGUCGAUGUUGUAAAAGGGGAGAAAUCCGAGACUCCGGUGAAUCCAAGUAAUGAAGCCAAAAACAAAGUCGAUGUGACAAGUGAUAUAGCAAAACGGAAAAAGGAGGUUGAGGAGAAGUUGGAGGUUUUAAAUGACAAGAAACACAAUUUGGUGCAGUUGCUGAAGCAGAUCCUCAGCGCUGAAGAGGCGCUUAAGGGGAAGAACAGUUUGCAAGGGAUGGCAGGUCGCCCUCCAGUCCCUCUUCAGGUAGAUGUCACAAAUGACACUGGUUCAAUGACUAGACGUAAUACACCAAGAAUGGGGUCAGAUGGGCACAGUGCAGAUGCUGGAGGAGAAGGUGAUGAUGUAUCCAACAACUUGCAUUCCCGCAACUCGUUACGUAUGAACUGUACAUCACCAUCCCCGGACUCCCAACAUAGGAAGUCCGUGCAUAACACAAUCCCGUUCUCUUCACGGACUACUAUGGCGGUUGCUAGCAGCCCAUCACGUUUCGCGAGUGCAGGGAAACAAGGGCUCCCUUCAAACGCGCCGUCAGUUUCCAUAUCAGCAACAAAUUACAUCUCAUCCACUCCUUCUCCAGCUGCAGUUGCAUCAGGUGGUGGCACACCAGCAUUUGGGGAUGCCUAGCUUCUAAGUCUUGAACUAGGAGGGAGGCAUCCUGCACCUCCUUUUGUGUUUUAGGUAUAUCUCUGUUGGUACAAACCAAAUCCAAACAAUCCUUCAGAUAUUUCAAGGUAAAUAUGACACCUUACCAUCACAUCUACUAUACCUCUUGAUUUAAGAUACUGAUGGUGUAAUGUUGGGUUUUGUAACUAAAGUUGUAACAAGUUAUCAUUUCAAGUUCAAAGUUCUUGUGACAGAUACUUGUGCAUUCAAACGAGUGUAAGUGCUUGUUUCUCUUAUGCGUCUAUUUGUUUUUUGCUACUGUGCUUUAAGUCUCUCGUCU